Knipowitschia caucasica is the source of this 492-nucleotide messenger RNA. NCBI's taxonomy places the organism in Eukaryota, Metazoa, Chordata, Actinopteri, Gobiiformes, Gobiidae. The record is from the annotation of a GenBank genome assembly.
AUGAAGCUGAUCAAGUUCGCGGACGACACCACCCUCAUUGGACUCAUCUCCAACAACGAUGAGUCCGCCUACAGGAGGGAGGUGGACCGGCUGGUGUCCUGGUGCAGUGGUAACAACCUGGAGCUGAACGCCCAGAAGACAGUGGAGAUGAUUGUGGACUUCAGGAAGAGCACUGUUUCCCCGCUCCCACCCUCCGUGAUGGACUCCCCCAUCACCUCUGUGGCGUCCUUCCGUUUCCUGGGCACCACCAUCACCCAGGACCUCAAGUGGGAGCCGACCAUCAGCUCCCUCAUCAAGAAGGCCCAGCAGAGGAUGUACUUCCUGCAGCAGCUCAGGAAAGCCAAGCUGCCUGCACAGAUGUUGGUGCAGUUCUACACGGCCAUCAUCGAGUCCAUCCUCACCUCCUCCAUCACCUCCUCCAUCACCGUGUGGUUCGCUGGAGCCACAGUCAGGGACAAACAGAGACUACAGCGCAUUGUGCGCUCUGCAUAG